AUGUAAAAGCCCUAAAGGCGCCGAAACGCAACAAUUUUAUUAGGGCUUCUCUUCUCUUCUCUUUUCUUUUUUCUUUUAUAAAUAUCACACACAAUCACACACGAGACGCACAAACAAAAAACUCUCUUCCGUCUCUAUAUAUAAUCAUAUAUAUCGGGGGGUUUUUUAGGGUUUCUUUCGUCGGCGAUCAUCAAUGGCGGAGGAAAAGGCUACUCGAUCCAAGGGCGUUGUCACCAAAUUCAACGAUCACAAGGGCUACGGAUUCAUCCAGCCGGAGGAAGGAGGCGAAGAUCUGUUCGUCCAUCAAACCGCCAUCAAAUCUGACGGCUACCGCACCCUCCGCGAGGGCCAGGAGGUCGAGUUCACCAUCAUCCUAGAAGGCGAAAAGACCAAGGCUGCUGACGUCACCGCCCCCGGAGGCGGCCCCGUCGACACCACUUCUCGGAGGGGGAAUAACAGCAACAGCCGCGGCGGAGGCUUCGGAUACGGCGAUCGGAGAAAUGACGGCAAUGGAUAUGGUUAUCGGAGCGGCGGAGGAGGUGGAGGAGGCGGUGAGUGCUUUAACUGUGGGGAGUUUGGUCAUAUGGCUAGGGAUUGCCCUAACGGAAGCGGAGGUGGAGGCGGAGGGGUAGGCGGUGGAAGUGGUGGGGGAUGUUACAGCUGUGGAGGGUUUGGUCAUAUGGCGAGGGAAUGUCCUAGUGGAAAUCGCGGAGGCGGCGGCGGCGGCGGUGGUGCCGGCGGGGCUUGUUUCACCUGCGGGGAGCCAGGUCAUAUGGCGAGGGAUUGUGUGCGCGGAGGCGGCGGAGGUGGACGUGGCGGUGGCGGUGGCGGUUACAGCCGUGGAGGUGGCGGUGGUGGUGGUUUUGGAAGGUUUAGCGGCGGUGGCGGCGGUGGCGGCAACUGUUUCAGCUGCGGGGAGUCUGGACACUUCGCCAGGGAAUGCAAAAGCACCUCGUGAAUAAAUCGACUUUUAUUGGUUAUUGGUCUCUCUUUUUUGAUGGUUUUUUAUUUACGGAUGGUUUAUUAUGCUGUUACUAUGGUUUCUGCUCUAUGUUUGGUGGGUUUAUUAUACCUAUAGAAUGGUGCUCUUAUAAUGUCCUGGAAUGGUUUUUUGCUAGAAUUGUUGUCAUGCGAUCCACUGAUUUGUGAACCGAUAUUUUCCCCGGUUGGUUGGCAAGUGUAUAAUAUGGUGGUUCGGUUUCUUGGCU
Messenger RNA from Salvia miltiorrhiza (redroot sage), 1208 nucleotides. RefSeq names its product glycine-rich protein 2-like. NCBI's taxonomy places the organism in Eukaryota, Viridiplantae, Streptophyta, Magnoliopsida, Lamiales, Lamiaceae. Bases 194 to 958 code for a protein of 254 amino acids. Gene Ontology annotation, molecular function: nucleic acid binding; zinc ion binding. The record is from RefSeq and is a predicted model, not a curated record. The transcript has a single exon.